GAGCAAUACCUGCAGUGGAGGACCCUCCCCAGGAGCAGCAGCCUGUCAGCAUGGCUCAGGAGUUUGUGAACUGCAACAUCCAGCCUGGGAAGGUGGUGGUGUUCAUCAAGCCCACCUGCCCCUACUGCAUACGGACCCAAGAGCUCCUCAGCCAGUUCUCCUUUAAACAAGGGGCUUUGAAGUUUGUCGACAUCACAGCCACCAAGGACACAGACAAGAUUCAAGAUUAUUUGCAACAGCUCACGGGAGCGAGAACAGUACCUUGAGUCUUUAUUGGUAAAGAGUGUAUAGGUGGAUGCACUGAUCUAAUAAAUAUGCAUGAAAAAGGGGAACUGUUGGUGCGCCUAAAGCAAAUUGGAGCUCUACAGUAAUUACAGAGCAGACCACAGGC
Molecule: messenger RNA, 391 nt
Organism: Miniopterus natalensis
Lineage: Eukaryota; Metazoa; Chordata; Mammalia; Chiroptera; Miniopteridae
Product: glutaredoxin-1-like
Cellular component (GO): mitochondrion
Molecular function (GO): glutathione disulfide oxidoreductase activity
Source: RefSeq, a predicted model, not a curated record